GAAGGGGGUGACGAUCAGACAUGGUCGGACGCUGUUCUCCCGGUCUUGGAUAUGCUCUGUGCUCUAGUUCAACCGGCUUUUGUAGUGGUACAGUGCGGAGCCGAUUGUCUGUCCACCGACCCACAUGCUAUUUUCAAUCUAACAAAUCUCGUCUCAGACGUCCCAUCCCAAGAUUGCCCCACCUCACCGGCGACAGAAUGUGGCAUCGAUGUAACCAGUGGCUAUCUCCAGGCGUUCGAACGGAUUCUGUCCUGGCGUUUGCCAACCCUAAUUCUUGGCGGGGGUGGAUACAAUUUCGCGGAUACAGCUCGUCUGUGGACGCGAUUGACUGCAUUCGUUGUGGCACAGGUGGAAAAUGUUCGGUAGGAAUGAAGUGA
Echinostoma caproni is the source of this 377-nucleotide messenger RNA. The record is from the annotation of a GenBank genome assembly. NCBI's taxonomy places the organism in Eukaryota, Metazoa, Platyhelminthes, Trematoda, Plagiorchiida, Echinostomatidae.